This is a messenger RNA of Diversispora eburnea, 399 nucleotides long. The record is from the annotation of a GenBank genome assembly. NCBI's taxonomy places the organism in Eukaryota, Fungi, Glomeromycota, Glomeromycetes, Diversisporales, Diversisporaceae.
AUGACGUCUCAAAUACGUCACGAGAACAAUUACGUCACAAGAACGAAAAAGCGAAAUUAUAAAAUUUCACUUGAAAAUUUUCAUGAAAUACCAGAAUAUGUACUCAAAAGUGAAGGAAUUAAAGAGGAAACUGAAAACGAACAUCUUGCCCAAUUAAAGAAAUUGGAAAACGAUAAAGCUCGAGAAGAAAGUGAACUCGGAAUUGGUCACGUCGUAAAACUUUGGCUCCUACCAACUAGGCAACGAAUUGAAAACGAAGAAAUGGGAAAAAUUGUUAAAGGUGGUCCAGCUGCAAAUGUUCAAUCUACUGUAAGUAAAUUAGGUAAUGUAGAAAGAGAAGAAGAAGCUCUAAAAGCUGAACAAGCAUCUGGAUUUGUUGAAACUGAAUUAUCUGAAUAA